GGACGCCAGGUUUUAGAGUGAGAAAAAGAGACACAAAAUUUAGCGGAAAUCUAGAGAGAGAUAGAGAGAGAGAAAGAGCGGAGGCGAGAAUGGAGGAGGAGGAGAACAAUAACAACGGGGAAGAAGAAGUUCUCGGCUCGACUUUGACGAUGGAGAAAGUCGCUGCUGCGAAGCAGUUCAUCGAAAAUCACUACAAAAAUCAGAUGAAAAGUAUUCAGGAGCGGAAAGAAAGGCGGUGGGUACUAGAAAGGAAGUUGGCAUCUUCAGAUGUGCCCAAAGAGGAACAGAUAAAUCUAAUAAAAGAUCUAGAAAGAAAAGAGACUGAGUUUAUGAGGCUCCGAAGGAACAAGAUAUGUGUGGAUGAUUUUGAGCUUCUUACCAUCAUUGGGCGUGGAGCCUUUGGCGAGGUGCGAUUGUGUCGGGAGAAAAAAUCUGGCAAUAUUUAUGCCAUGAAGAAGUUAAAGAAAUCUGAAAUGGUUUCAAGGGGACAGGUGGAACAUGUGAGAGCAGAAAGGAACCUGUUAGCAGAAGUGGCCUGCCACUGCAUAGUAAAAUUGUACUACUCUUUUCAAGAUACUGAAUAUUUGUAUCUGAUCAUGGAAUAUCUUCCUGGUGGUGAUAUGAUGACUCUUCUGAUGAGAGAGGAUACACUUUCUGAAAAUGUGGCCAAAUUUUAUAUUGCUCAGAGUGUACUAGCCAUUGAGUCGAUCCACAAACAUAAUUAUAUUCACAGGGAUAUAAAACCAGACAACCUUCUUCUUGAUAAGAAUGGACAUAUGAAGCUCUCAGAUUUUGGCCUUUGCAAGCCACUUGAUUGUAGAACUUUAUCAACAGUAGAUGAAAAUGAGGCAAUGGAUGAUGAGAACAUAAGAGAACCUAUGGAUAUUGACAGCCGCUUUCCUGCUGCUCCAAAUGGAAGCAAUUGGAGAAGUCCUCAGGAACAGCUUCAGCAUUGGCAGAUGAAUAGGAGAAAGUUGGCAUUUUCAACUGUUGGUACUCCUGACUAUAUUGCUCCAGAAGUGCUGUUGAAGAAGGGAUAUGGCAUGGAGUGUGAUUGGUGGUCACUGGGCGCAAUCAUGUAUGAAAUGCUUGUUGGUUACCCGCCCUUUUAUUCUGAUGAUCCUAUGACCACUUGCAGGAAGAUUGUUCAUUGGCGAAAUCACCUAAGAUUUCCCGAAGACUCCAAACUAAGUCUUGAGGCUAAAGACCUGAUAUACAAGUUACUAUGUGAUGUAGAACACAGGCUUGGAACUGGUGGAGCUGCCCAGAUAAAGGCCCAUCCUUGGUUUGCGGGUAUUGAGUGGGAUAAACUGUAUGAGAUGGAAGCAGCCUUUAAACCAGAGGUUAAUGGAGAGCUGGAUACUCAAAAUUUUAUGAAGUUUGAUGAAAUGAAUCCCCCAACUCCCGCAAGAUCUGGUUCAGGACCCUCACGAAAGAUCCACCUCACUCCAAAGGAUUUGAGUUUUGUGGGUUAUACUUACAAGAACUUUGAUGCUGUCAAGGCACUGCGCAUGUCAUCAGAUCAUACAAGGAGCACUUCGCCAAGCCGGCCUUCAAUCGACUCAAUAUUUGGUGACACAUUGGGAAUCCAAGGGAGAAAGGGAACAACGGCAGAGGACACAGAUGUGCGAAUGAUGACCUCAAUGGAGGACGUGAUGUCCCCAUAAUAUUACAAAAUUGCAGUUGAGGGUGGUGGCGUACGCCUGUAUAUUUGUAGGCUUGGCGCCCCCCUCCCCUCCCCUCCCUAUUUAGUAGAGAUGGAUGGAGAUGGCUGCUGCCUGUUUCUUGUGCAGAAGCAGAACCAUCAUUUUUAAGUGUACAGACAGUUGGAUUGCGCCAGACCGAGCUCUAUUAUGGUUUUAAACUAGAGAAGUGUGUGUGUGUGUUUGUUCGUGUAUGAGACUCCGAAGAAUUUAGAGCAUGGGGUGCGCGCAAGGCUGUAUGUAUCGCACCUGGCUGCCCAGGUUGGCGAGAUGACACUCGCUUUCUCUUGUGGCAGUUUCGGGUCGAACAUGUAUUGAUGCGCCACGCUCGGCUCGCUCUCUUAAAACUACAUCUCCCCUUCAGGGGAAUGAAUGCAUGAAUGAGAGCAUUAGAAUUUCUUCUAUUAUUUA
Messenger RNA from Andrographis paniculata, 2114 nucleotides. RefSeq lists its product as uncharacterized. Gene Ontology annotation, molecular function: ATP binding; protein serine/threonine kinase activity. Lineage: Eukaryota; Viridiplantae; Streptophyta; Magnoliopsida; Lamiales; Acanthaceae. The coding region runs from base 90 to 1667 and encodes 525 amino acids. Gene Ontology annotation, biological process: peptidyl-serine phosphorylation; intracellular signal transduction. The transcript has 13 exons. The record is from RefSeq and is a predicted model, not a curated record.